Molecule: messenger RNA, 6777 nt
Organism: Psilocybe cubensis
Lineage: Eukaryota; Fungi; Basidiomycota; Agaricomycetes; Agaricales; Agrocybaceae
Exons: 9
Coding region: 1-6777 (2258 amino acids)
Molecular function (GO): ATP binding; ATP hydrolysis activity; helicase activity
Source: RefSeq, a predicted model, not a curated record
AUGGACAAGCAAGCGAGGCUCAAUAAGCGUUUCAACGACAUUGUGUCGGCAAAAACCCCAAUAUCACCAAGCCAUGGCCCCCAGUUCUUAGAGGCUAUCUAUACUCACCCAAACCCUGAGGACCGUAUCGCAAGUUUGGUGUCGAAGAAAACGGGAGUAGACGCUUUGAAAGCCGCUAUCCGGUAUGAUUUAUCCCUCACGUUCAUGAACACACAUGCAUCAUUCCUUAUACGAUACCUCCAACACCCGGAACUGAAAGCAAUCAACAACGGAGAAUUUCUCGACGGGAUUCUAAUGUAUCUAGUCGACCCACCCACCUUUUGGAUGGAGUUUCGAAGGAAAUUCCUUAAAUGCGAAUUGGAUGAGGACGCCGUAUAUUCCUUUGGCUGGCUACUACACCGCCUAUGUACGAUGGCAUCCGAAGAAGCCGCUUCUUUCAGAGAAGGGUCUGACAUGGACGAAAUCAUUAAUAUCCUUCUGUCAUCACACAUCGAGAAAACCAAAUCCAUUGGAUCAAAGUUGAAGGAAGUGUUGAGCACGUCCUUGCCUAUUGUGCAUGGCAACAUUACGUCCAGCUCAGGCCCUGGUGGCCGACACAACAAUGACUUUGCGGACUUUCGCAAGAUCUCCAUUCUUCCUACUGGAGAAGAGAUGGCUUCAACGGAUGCGCCUUUUUUGAGGCCAGCAAGCGUAUUGGAGGAACUAGAGAAUGCACCUACACGUGUUGCGAUUCAUUUGGAUAACCAGUUCAGACUCCUUCGAGAAGACAUGAUUCACGAAAUGCGUGAAGAACUCCAGAUAGCCUUGGGGAAAAAGCAAGGUCGCCAUAGGGGCACAAAGAUUCAAGGCUUACGCUUGAAGGACCUGGAGCUUGGCGACGAGAAGAAACGAAUGAAAUGGAGUUUAAUUUGCGUUUGCGACCACGACUUUCCAGAGAUGAAAAGGUUGAAGAACCGAAAAGAUCGAAAAGAAUUCUUGGAUGAUAAACGUCAGUUUUUCAAGCACCAAUCGUUGGCCUGCCUCUUGGUCGGUACAGAAAUCAUUGCGUUUCCGUGCAUCUAUCGCGACGAAGAGCGUUUGGCCAAGAAUCCGCCCGAAAUAGUCCUCCAAUUCGAGGACGCGGAGAGCACUCAACAUGCUCUUCGCAGGCUCAAAAUGGGGGACAAUGUCGUGCUAAUUCAGAUAGAUACGGCCACAUUUGCGUAUGAACCCAUUCUGAAAGGACUUCAACAGACAAUCACUCUACCAUUAUCCUCCGAAAUAUUACUCUGGAAGGUGGGAAAUUGUCCCGCGGACAUUACGGAACAGAUCCCAUCUAUAGUGCAAAUCUUACGCAAUGACCCUAGUGUCAACUUGAAAAGUCUCUUAAAAACACCCAAGGAUAUUAAACUCGAUGACUCGCAGGCCAGGUCACUCAUAUCCGGCCUAACACAGAAAAUAUCCUUGAUUCAAGGACCUCCAGGAACCGGUAAAUCGUUCAUCGGAGGUUUGAUAGCAAAAUCAAUCCAUGAUUUUACGUCAAAGACUAUUCUCGUCGUCUGUUAUACAAAUCAUGCUUUGGACGACAUCUUGACCCACCUUUUAGACAUUGGCAUCCCACAGACAAGCAUGCUCCGUAUUGGUGGAAAAUCGACCUCUAGAACAGAGCCGUUGACAAUCCAACAUCAACAACGUGGGCCAAACAGGACCAGCCGUCUUGAAUGGACGGCUAUCGACGAAUUGAAAACACAGCACGCACAACUCCGGCAACGCGUCCAGUCUUCGUUUCGACGAUAUAUUUCGCAAGCGUCAUAUACAAACAUCCUUGAUUACCUCGAAAUGGAAUAUCCUGAUUACUUCGAAGCCUUCCAAAUUCCGGAUCAAGAGGAUGGGAUGUCUUUUGUUGGGGCGCAAGGGAAGGCAGCUCAACCCGACUACCUCAUCGAAAAGUGGGCCCAUGGUGAUAGGCCGGACCGGGCUUUUCUUCCUUUCAUUUCAUCUUCUCAAAGCAGAAAAAGCAUUUGGGACCUUCCCAAUGCGACUCGACAAGCCCAUUUAAAAGGCUGGCGAGAAGCCUUGCUCCAAGAGGCAAUCGAAGAUUUCGUUUUGAAUGCGAAGGAAUAUAAUCGGUGCGUCGACAGAUUAAGCAGAGCAUAUAGCACCAAUACAUCCACUCUCCUGCGAAACAAACGGAUCGUCGGUUGUACAACUACGGCGGCAGCAAAGUAUAGGGAAGAAAUUCGUACAUUCAAUCCUGAUGUCUUGUUGGUCGAAGAAGCCGGUGAAAUCUUGGAGUCGCAUGUCCUUACUGCGCUAGGACCCGAAACUUCGCAAAUGGUCUUAAUUGGAGAUCAUAAACAAUUGCGCCCCAAAGUCAAUCAUUACCUUCUUACGGUCGAAAAUGGAGAGGGUUACGAUCUCAAUCGCUCGCUGUUCGAAAGAUUGAUUCUUAAGGAAUAUCCACAUGUAACGCUUGAACAGCAACAUCGGAUGCGACCAGAAAUCUCGAAUUUUAUCAGGCAGAUGACAUAUCCGAAACUCAUCGACUCUCCAAACACACAGAACCGGCCUUGUUUACGGGGAGUUCAAGAUAAUAUCAUUUUCAUCAACCAUGAUCAUCCAGAGGACGAAAUCAGUGCGAUCGGCGAUAGAAAUGACAUGGCGUCGAAGUCCUCCAAACAAAAUUCAUUCGAGGCUUUCAUGAUCUUGAAGAUUGUGAAAUAUCUCGGUCAACAAGGAUAUGGUACAGAGAAUCUUGUCAUUCUAACACCAUAUCUUGGGCAACUUCAUAAACUUCGAAACAUCCUGAAGAAGGAUAACGACCCUAUCCUAAAUGACCUGGACAACAGUGAGCUUGUAAAAGCUGGCCUGAUCGAUCCUGCUAUGGCCAAGUUAUCCAAAAGGUCUAUCCGUCUCGCCACAAUUGAGCCAAUGACUUCGCGAUGUGUGGCUGGACACACUCUCCAUUGGGAGUGCAACAAGGGAGCUCCUGUGACAUGUUCCAAAUGUGAACGUGAAAAAAGGCUUGCCAAAAAGAAACAAGAGGAGGAGCUGACUGCACAGACGCGUCGGGAUGCAGAACAAAAGGCGCAUUUAGCCAAGAUGGACAAUUUUAACGCCCAAAUUGAAGCGGAGAGACGGAAGGCAGAAGACGCUCGCUUAUUGCAGGAGCAAGCCAAUGCCAUCAAGCAGAAGCAGAAAGACUUAGAAUCUAUCAAAGCGGCGAAUGCCAACCGUAUCCUUCCACCACCACUUUCAAUCACAGCGCAGGGCGCUCGAUUAUCUCGUGAACAAGCUAUUACUUUCCAACAGAAGGAGAGCAAUUUGGGAUCUAUUCAAACAGCCAAUGUUAACCCUGCUGUUCCGCCGCUGUCUCCAAACACUUCUAUCUUCAGUAAAUUAUUUUCUCCGUUCGCUCAGUUAGCAGCACCAAUGGCCUCCAGUGAAUCUACCCCUCCUGGAAGUGAUACAUCCAAAACAGUUCAAAACGUGGCAAACAAUCGCUUAAAGUCUACAUCGAGCGGAAAACCUUUUAAGGACCCUGGUCCGUCACCGUCGCAGAUCGAGUGGAAUCGUCAGAAAACAGUCGAGGGUGCACAAAACGACGCUAUCGACGCCAUCAUGGACAUGAUCGGGUUGGAGGCAGUCAAACAAGGAGUCCUCGACAUCAAAGCCAAAAUUGAUGUCAGCGUUCGUCAAGGUUCUUCUCUCAAACGCGAAAGGUUCAAUGCGGUCCUACUGGGCAACCCAGGAACAGGAAAAACGACUGUGGCCAGGCAUUAUGCCAAAUUUUUGGCUACCGUCAAAGCUAUCCCUGGUGAAACUUUCGAAGAAACCACGGGUGCUCGACUGGCCCAAAAUGGUGUUGGCGAAGCCACCAAACUUGUUGAAGGAGUCGUCAAAGCUGGAGGAGGAGCCAUAUUCAUCGAUGAAGCUUAUCAGCUUACAAGUGGCAACAACUUUGGGGGUGGUGCAGUCCUCGAUUUCCUGUUGGCAGAGAUGGAAAACAGGGUUGGCACCUUGGUUUUUAUCUUCGCUGGUUACAAUAAGGAAAUGGAGAAAUUUUUUGAACACAAUCCGGGCCUUAAAAGUCGCGUGCCUUAUGAGUUUCAAUUUGCCGACUACGAAGAUGCGGAACUCAUGCGUAUGCUGGAGGACUAUAUCAAGAAGGACUUUGCUGGACGCAUGAAAGUCGAAGGCGGGAUUACAGGCUUGUAUGGUCGUAUCGCGAUUCGACGUCUUGGAAGACGUCGGGGUCGCCCUGGUUUCGGUAAUGCCCGCGAUCUGCAAACAGUCCUAUCGCAUAUAAAAAAACGACAGGCGGUUCGGUUAACAAAAGAACGCCAGGAGGGCAAACAACCGGACGACUUUUUGAUGACGCGAGAAGAUCUCAUAGGUCCUGAUCCCUCUACUGCCAUCAAAGAAAGCAAGGCGUGGCUCAAGUUACAGCAGAUGAUAGGGUUGAAGUCGGUCAAGGAGUCCAUUAAAAGCCUUUUUAGUUCCAUUGAAGAGAACUAUCAGCGAGAGCUUUUGGAGAAAGGAGUGUUGGAUUUCUCUCUGAACAAGGUGUUCCUCGGACCCCCUGGUACUGGCAAGACCACAGUGGCAAAGUUGUACGGCAGCAUUCUGGCUGACAUUGGUCUCCUGAGCAACGGUGAAGUUAUUCUGAAAAACCCCUCUGACUUUGUCGGCUCAGCACUGGGACAAUCCGAGGCAAACACCAAGGCAAUUUUGGCAAACACAGUCGGUAAAGUAUUGAUUAUAGACGAGGCAUACAUGCUUUACGGAGGAGGUGGAAGUGACGAUGUGUCUUCAGGAUCAAAUCAAUACAAGACUUCAGUCAUCGACACCAUUGUCGCUGAAGUGCAGAAUGUGCCUGGCGAAGACCGCUGCGUUAUCCUUGCUGGUUACAAAGAUCAAAUGCUUGAGAUGUUCCAGAACGUGAACCCCGGAUUGUCGAGACGUUUCAAAAUCGAGGAAGCAUUCAACUUUGAGAAUUUCAACGAUGAUGAACUUCUGAAGAUUCUGGAGUUGAAGUUGAAGGAUCAAGAGCUUGAGGCCACUCCACAGGCCAAGAAAACUGCCAUAGAUCGUUUGAGCCGGAUGAGAAAUCGGCCUAACUUUGGUAAUGGAGGUGAAGUCGAAAAUAUCAUAACGGCAGCAAAAGGACGAGCGAUCGCGCGAAGGUCGAAAAUACCUCUCUCUGAAAGGCCCUCUGUCAUCACGAUUGAAGCUGAAGACAUCGACCCCGAUUGGAACAGGAGUGCCAACGCUGCAGCAGACCUCGUCAAAAUCUUCAGCGACAUUGUUGGCUGCGAAGAUAUAAUACAAAAGCUGAAGAAUUAUCAAGAAGUUGUUCAGGCGUGCCUUGCCAGGGAUAUGGAUCCUAGAGAGCUUAUCCCCACAAAUUUUGUUUUCACUGGCCCUCCCGGUACGGGGAAGACGACAGUGGCGCGCAAAAUAGGGCAAGUGUUUUAUAACAUGGGCAUUUUGGGAUCCGGGGACGUCAUCGAAUGCUCCGCUUCAGACCUUGUUGGACAAUAUGUCGGGCAAACCGGCCCCAAGACCAGAAAGCUGUUUGAAAAAGCUCUUGGAAAAGUCCUCUUUGUCGAUGAAGCGUACCGCCUAAGCGUUGGCCAUUUCGCUCAAGAGGCAAUAGACGAACUCGUUGGUCUCCUCACACACCCCGACUUCAAAAGUAAACUCAUUGUCAUCCUUGCUGGAUACGAACAAGACAUGAACCAACUCAUGUCGGUAAAUACAGGGCUAUCAAGUCGUUUCCCGGAACAGGUGGUUUUCGUGAACAUGGAUGCUGAACAAUGCUUGAAGAUUGUUAGUAACGAACUAAAGAAGAAAAAGAUUCAGACUGAUGGGUGGGACGUCGACGUAUCCUCAGAAGCCAACAUUGAAAUCAAGGAGCUCAUUCGCGACAUGGCGGAGCUUCAAGACUGGGGCAAUGCACGAGAUAUGAUUACAAUUUCCAAAGAGAUGAUCAACAAGGCAUUGGUAUCUCUCACAACUGCCGCGCCAGGUGCCAGCCCGAUGCUUUCUGGCGUCGAUGCUGUUGGUGUGAUGAAAAUUGCACUGAAGGAUCGCCAGAGAAGAUCAAAGAUACCUCCUAAACCUCGUCUCGCUCAACCCGAUUUGCAUAUGCAAGAACUCACAGCUACUCCGCCUCCACCUCCAACCCUUGCGACAAGGACGACGGCCAACACUCAAAAGGCAUCCGACAGAGGACGUGGCCGUGGCAGAGGACGAGGGCGUGGUCGCGGUGACGGAGGAGAAAGCAGGGCCAACACUAGCCAAUCACAAUCGCAUCAAACUCGUCAACAAGUGCAAAGGGACCCAGGUGUGAACGAUGCCUUAUGGAAUGAAAUGGAGGCAAUGAAGCGAAAAGCAACACGGAUCGAAAUGGAUGCGAAAAACCGGGUAAAAGAGAUGGAAAAAAAGGCGGAAGAGGCGAAAAAAGAGGCGCAACGACAAGAACAGAUGAUUGCCGACAAGCAACUGGCAGAGGCUGCGGCCAAAGAGGCAUCCGAAAGGGCCGAACUGCAACGACAAAGAGAAAAGGCGCGCCUGAAGGCGCUGGCUGCACGAGCCGAGCAAGCAAAGGCGGAAGCUGAAGCUCGUGCACGGAGAGAAGCAGAGAGGCAGCGACAGGCCAAGGAAGCAAGAGCACAGGCGAAACUGCGGGAAAUGGGAGUCUGCGUUGCUGGAUAUCAGUGGAUUAAGAUGGGUUCUGGAUAUCGCUGUAAAGGAGGAUCGCACUUUGUAUCUAAUGGCGAGCUUGGAUUAUAG